This is a messenger RNA of Aspergillus nidulans FGSC A4, 1176 nucleotides long. Its product is annotated as mitochondrial 54S ribosomal mL50 protein. The coding region runs from base 1 to 1176 and encodes 391 amino acids. Gene Ontology annotation, cellular component: mitochondrion. Lineage: Eukaryota; Fungi; Ascomycota; Eurotiomycetes; Eurotiales; Aspergillaceae. The record is from RefSeq and is a predicted model, not a curated record. The transcript is spliced from 3 exons.
AUGCGUUCCUCUCUGCGAUUGUUGAACCUGGAGGCGGCCGCUCCGCUCCAGGGAUCCAGAACUCGAUACGUUUGCUCAACCUGCAGACAAGAAGCGCGCCCCCGCCCUUUCGUCGCCCGUCAAUUUCUUCGCCAUGCUUCCGACGACAGCACCCCGAUCACCGAACGCGUGCGCCGGAAGCUUUGGGGUACCGAUAACCCUCCCGGUCUGAAGGAUCCGUAUGGCGGCGAAGGUGUUUUUGAGAGAAAGUUCAGGAGGGCCAGUCAAGCGCCGAUGCAGCAGGGGGAGCCGGAGGGAGACCAAGGCACUCCGGCUGAGAACCAGGUUGCAACUGCGGAGGAUACCGCUUCGACAGAUGUUGCUGAAGAUGCCAUUUCAGGUGAAUAUGUGCCUGCGACGACUUGGGAGGGUCUUGAUCGUGUUGGACACUUGGGGAGGUGGAAUGAUCUCCCCCCGAAGACCGAGGAUGCCUACACUUCCUUCUCCUCGAAUCGCCGCCUUACAAAGCCUGACGAUUUGGCCCUGGCUGCUCAUCAAACCGCGGUUGAACUCUGCUUGAUGCACUCGCUGAACAAGCCCCUAGUCAGCGUCUGUGAAGUUGUCGAACACGAGGAGCCAAUCCUAAAGAUGAUCCAGGAUUGCAAGAUCCGACCGAAGGCUUCAUGGGACUCCGCCCUAGAGUACCCGAACAAGGAAGCAGAGGAUGCGCUCCUCUUCGUCUUCAAGCAAAUUGGGGCUCAGGAAGCGGAGCCAGCUGAGGCGACUGAGUCCACAGAAGCUGAAGAGUCCGUGAACAACUCUCCCGCAAGGGCUAAUCAAACUUCCUUAGCAGAGAACAAGGAUGUUCAUGAUAAGGGCUACUUGACCCUGUCACUGUCUGAUCCGGCGAUGAAAUUCGCUUUCCUGAAGCGAUUCUCCCAACUCUCCGGCCACUACUUCCCCGACCCUGCCAUCGAGUCGAUUUUCUCUGUUAAGCAAGUCAUGGCCCACGUUCUCAAGGAGACGGCACCUAAGCCCAAGAAACUUGUAGAACAUCUCCUAGCCAACGACACUCUCCGGAAUUUACCUAACGUCAAGAUCUUUGCGAAGAGACAGAAGCCUUGGCACAAGGAUGAGGAGCUUGGGCGGAAGAAGCUUAUUGAUGCUGAACUUCGUAGAAGGGGUCUUGUUGAGUGA